AUAAAGCUGUUCUAAUCCAUUCCGCAUCGUAAGAAAAAGAAAAGAAACUUCCACCUUCCAGAUCCACUACCACCACCAGCCAAUUAUAUCUGUCAGCAGCAGCAGAAGAAAUAGAAGAAGAAGAUGAGGAGGAUGAGCGGUGUGCUUGUGCUCAUUUUUUACAUUUUAAGUUUGCUUCUUCCUCUCCCAACCACUACAGCUUCUUCCUGUUGUUCUAUCAAAGGGUUGCCACUUGUGAGGAAUAUCAGUGAGCUUCCACAGGAUAACUAUGGAAGGGGAGGUUUGUCUCAUAUCACUCUUGCUGGUUCUGCCAUGCAUGGAUUGAAAGAGGUAGAGGUAUGGCUUCAAACAUUUUCUCCAGGCUCGCGCACUCCAAUCCACAGGCAUUCUUGUGAAGAAAUAUUUGUUGUCCUCAAGGGAAGUGGAACUCUCUAUCUUGCAUCAAGUUCACACGAGAAGUAUCCUGGAAAGCCUCAAGAAUAUUUUGUGUUUGCCAAUAGUACAUUUCAUAUUCCUGUCAAUGAUGUUCACCAGGUCUGGAAUACCAAUGAACAUGAGGAUUUGCAAAUGCUUGUCAUAAUAUCUCGCCCACCAGUUAAAGUGUUCAUUUAUGAGGACUGGUUCAUGCCACAUACUGCAGCAAAGUUGAAGUUUCCCUAUUACUGGGAUGAGCAAUGCCUCCUAGAACCUCCAAAAGAUGAACUUUGAUAUCUACUCCUUGUGCAUAUAUGCUAACACACACCAUGGACUUUUCUUAUCGUGGACUGAUAAAUAUUGAUAUGGAAGUUGUCUUGAAAUUCAGGAGCGUUAAAGUGAUUUACCUAUUUUGCAACAUCAGCUGAGAAUUUCAGAAGUUGUAUAUAUUUGGGAACUUUUAAAUGUACUCCUGACUGGAAUGUGGAUUUUGAUGUUUUUCAUUCUGCUA
Molecule: messenger RNA, 925 nt
Organism: Populus nigra (black poplar)
Lineage: Eukaryota; Viridiplantae; Streptophyta; Magnoliopsida; Malpighiales; Salicaceae
Product: auxin-binding protein T85-like
Exons: 5
Coding region: 124-708 (194 amino acids)
Molecular function (GO): auxin binding
Source: RefSeq, a predicted model, not a curated record